AUGAACAUAACGAGUCUGAGAAAUGCAACAAUAACCAAUACUCAGCUUGUGGUUGAUGUCACACGUUGGACACAGACAUCAGACUCGGAUUAUCAGAUUCCGACAUCAGACUUGGAUCAUCAGACUCUGACAUCAGACUCCGACAUCAGACUCGGAUCAUCAGACUCGGACAUCAGAAUCCAACAUCAGAAUCCAACAUCAGACUCGGACAUCAGAAUCCAACAUCAGAAUCCAACAUCAGACUCGGACAUCAGACUCCAACAUCAGACUCCGACAUCAGACUCGGAUCAUCAGACUCGGAUCAUCAGACUCAGACCAUUAGACUCCGAUCAUCAGACUCGGACAUCAGAAUCCAACAUCAGACUCGGAUCAUCAGAAUCCAACAUCAGACUCGGAUCAUCAGACUCGGACAUCAGAAUCCGACCAUUAGACUCCGACAUCAGACUCGGAUCAUCAGACUCGGACCAUUAG
This is a messenger RNA of Knipowitschia caucasica, 471 nucleotides long. Lineage: Eukaryota; Metazoa; Chordata; Actinopteri; Gobiiformes; Gobiidae. The record is from the annotation of a GenBank genome assembly.